Molecule: messenger RNA, 379 nt
Organism: Carcharodon carcharias (great white shark)
Lineage: Eukaryota; Metazoa; Chordata; Chondrichthyes; Lamniformes; Lamnidae
Product: alpha-protein kinase 3-like
Exons: 4
Coding region: 86-334 (82 amino acids)
Source: RefSeq, a predicted model, not a curated record
CACGAGCAUAUCAGUGAGUGAUUAAACACGACCCAUAAUCUUCCUUUUCAUCGCUCCGAAAGUAAAAUAAGGUGUGUUUCCCAAGAUGUCAGCAGAGUUAGUUACAGAAUCAUCUCCUCGCUUUAUCUCAGCUUUGAAGUCUCAGAAAGUUGUCAAGGAUGUUGAUGCCCAACUCUCCUGCACAGUGUCUGGUAAUCCAGAACCAGAAGUAACUUGGUACAAAGGAGACAAGCAGCUCACCAAGAUUCUUGGCCUUCCUAAAUAUAAAUUGUUAAAGGAUGACAUGGUUCACACACUCAGACUAUACAGGCUGAAAGACUACCUUUACUUUUAAAAGAUGGAAAAACUAGUUUUAUUAAAAACACUUUGAGCUUAGCAG